AUGCCGAGUCCAGCCUCAACGGAAGAACAGCUUCUGGCUGUUGACGGAGACACCAAGAGGCCGAGGUGGGCUAUCGUUGAGAAGGCUGAAAGGUCACACCGUCGUGUACCGGGAUUGAGAAAGAUACCACUGCCCGCGCUGGCUAUUAUACUGUUCGUUGCAUUUAUUAAUAUAUUGGUUUGGAUUGCAGUCGGGAUUGUGUUGGUAAGUUUGUACAUUGAUUCAAACAGGCUGCAAGGUGCUAACCGAGGACCAGGCAUACCAUCCGCUAUUGAUUUAAUGACGCGGCGUCUCCUUGCAACUGGCCAGAAAGCAGUUACAGUAGGGACCUUCUUCUCCCUUGGUCACUCAACUAUUGUCAUCGUCACCUCGAUUGUGGUGGCAGCCACCGCAGCAGCAGUAUCAGAUAAGUUCGACAAAUAUGGCUCAAUAGGUGGUAUCAUCGGGAGCUCCGUCAGCUCCGCAUUCCUUAUUCUGCUAGGAAUCAUGAAUGGGUAUAUCUUGUAUAAACUCAUUCUACAGAUGAAGAAAGUCCUCAAUAACAGAGACGGGGGAGAAGAAAUGUGGAAAAUUGAGGGAGGAGGUAUUCUAUUCUCCAUUCUCAAAGGGAUGUUCAAGAUAAUCGACCGACCUUGGAAAAUGUACCCACUUGGAGUCUUGUUUGGACUGGGUUUCGACACAUCUUCGGAAGUUGCUCUUCUUGGGAUAUCCUCCAUCCAAGCAUCAAAGGGAACAAGUAUCUGGUUAAUCAUGAUACUCCCCAUUUUGUUCACGUCUGGUAUGUGUCUGAUCGACACUAUCGACGGAGCUCUCAUGCUCUCCCUAUACGUUCAACCAGCAACACACUUUCUACGCUCAAAGUCGCAAUCAUCAUCGUCAAUUUCGGCGCCAAUUGUAGCGGAUGGGCCUCCAUCACAGCCUUCCGCAGCUGAGGAGCCCAUAUCCCGUAAUCCACGAGAUCCGGUCGCCUUUCUGUAUUACUCCAUAGUUCUAACUUGUCUGACCGUUGUAGUUGCCAUUGUGAUUGGGAUUAUCCAGCUCCUGACUCUCCUGCUAAACGCCUUGCAACCACAUGGAAAGUUCUGGGACGGCGUCCAGGUUGCUGGCGACUAUUACGAUGUCAUUGGCGGCGCCAUCUGCGGGCUUUUCAUUAUUUUUGGAGGCUUGAGCGUUCUCAUUUAUCCACGGUGGCGGCGGUGGGUAGGGAAGAAGAACAACCUCCCUAGAGAUAGCACUGGCGAUGGGGUCCAGAUUGAUGAAGAGAGUGGGAUCAGUGGCCUGAACUACAAUGCACCAAAUGCGGGAAGCCCGUCCAAUUUUAGGGCGGGUGAAGAUCCUUUGAAAACCUCCAAAACUGGGACCGUUGUUGGUGCGGACCUUGCUUGA
Messenger RNA from Microsporum canis CBS 113480, 1386 nucleotides. RefSeq names its product high-affinity nickel transport protein. The coding region runs from base 1 to 1386 and encodes 461 amino acids. The transcript is spliced from 5 exons. Gene Ontology annotation, biological process: nickel cation transmembrane transport. Gene Ontology annotation, cellular component: plasma membrane. The record is from RefSeq and is a predicted model, not a curated record. Lineage: Eukaryota; Fungi; Ascomycota; Eurotiomycetes; Onygenales; Arthrodermataceae. Gene Ontology annotation, molecular function: nickel cation transmembrane transporter activity.